Molecule: messenger RNA, 1574 nt
Organism: Paramisgurnus dabryanus
Lineage: Eukaryota; Metazoa; Chordata; Actinopteri; Cypriniformes; Cobitidae
Source: RefSeq, a predicted model, not a curated record
UUUGUUCUCACGCAAUUUAGAGGCAGAGUUAACCCCAUGUACCAUACGAACCUAACAUAAUUUACAGGCUUGGCACUUCGAUUCUGACCAGUCGGGAUACGUUUGUCAUCAUGGAGAUAACGAUGGUGAAUGUUUGGAUCAUCCUUGUAGCUGCAAGUUCUGCAGUUACAGUCUCUGCAGUUACCACAUAUCAGAAACGCCUAAGCCACGGUGAUUAUUUGUUUCUGGAUCUUCCUGAACGGACAGCUAGGUUGGAGUUCGUUUCUGCCGAUGAGCAACACCAUGAAACUAUCUGGCAAAGUGGAAUUGGAAGUGGUAGAGCCUCGAGAGGUGUCGUGUCCUCCGUCAAUAACGGCUAUACCUUUAGAAUCAAUCAUGUUACGUUUGAGGACCAGGGGACAUACACCCUUCGCAAUGCAUUUACUGGUAUUACUAACGCAAUCUCCAUCUAUGUAGUGAGAGUCGAAACCAAAAGAAGAAUCAUUGAAGUCCCAGGUGAAACCCUCACCAUACCUUUGGAUGGAAUCAAGAUGGUUGAUGCCAAUCUUCGCUUUUACAGCAAUUAUUCAACUAUCAAUCUGGUGGAGCAUGGAGUCCCUGUGGGUAAAGAAAACGCGGACUACAUCGGUCGGCUAAGAAAUUACUAUGAUAGUAUUCAGGUGCUCAAUGUCAAUGUGUCAGAUCUGGGCAGAUACGAACUUAGAGAUCAGAAAGGUCGACCUGUGUCAAACACUACAGUGAUAUUAGUGGGUGUUCGAAUUUGUGCUCUCCCACACCAUCAACAGGUUAACUCAUGAGACACACUUAGUUCUUUUAUGCAUAUCCUAUCAGUAAUAUGUUCAUUCUUUAUAUUAAUCUUUGUAUCCUUUCUCAAGGGAAAAUUCUGUCUUGACCUGAUAAUGUUGAUCAGUACAUUGUUCAUGCACGAUAGUACAAGGCCUGUUGAUAUAUGUUUGCUAUGAUUUAUGACCCUGUAUAGACGGUUUCAGUUCCUCACGUAACUUUCGGUAAACUCCCCAAAGAAAAAAUAACAACAAAGUUCUUUUAAAGAAGUUUAUUCAUAUAACAAGCUAAAUAAACAACACGUAGAUUACAUAGGAACCCAAAACAUUUGUUAUUUUCGACAAGGUUUUUGUUAAGAGUUCAGUUUCAGCAACUAGUCAGACCAUUAAACAAACAGAAACCGGAAGUAAAGUUCAGACCAGAAGCUUAUCGCGUCACCGCACGUGCGCCCGAUGAAACGGUCUAUAGGUCAUGUUGGAGAAGGUAUUGUGACAUAUCCUUUUUAGCCCUUCUAGCGGUCAGGCCACUAAGUGCAUCUUAUGACGUGUUCGGUCCCCACUUCUCUUUUCUAAACAUUACUUCCCUAAAACUAGAACGUGCACCCACUUAACUGUCUAGGAAUAAUGCCAGUGUGCAGGGGUAUUGAUCACGCGAUUGUUUUAGCCUGACGGAUUUACACAAUAUGCUGACCACAUGGUAUGUGCCAGUCACCUGUUAGACAGUUGGUAGUUUUUCCUUUCUGUACCCUAUAUAAUGUGAAGCCUGUCUAAUAAACUUUUGUCUAAGUUUGA